AUGGCAGUUGAACAACAAGAUAAUAUUGGUAGCGAUUUUAAUGACGAUGAAGAUGAUUUCUUUAGACAAAUCAAUGAGAUUCAGAACGAUUACGAACGUGGUAGACCAAGAAACAGAGAGGAAAUCAAAGAGGAGAAAAGAACUAGAAAAAACAAGUGGGAACCUGAAAAGACUCAAUUGGGUCUACCGGGUGUACCUAAAUCCUUACCACCAGGUUUAACAGAUGAUCAAUUAGCAUCUUUAAUAAUUCGUAUUAGAAUUGAUGAAAUCACAAAAAAGUUAACAACAGGACCAAUCGAUAUCGAUACCAAAGACGAUAGAUCAAGAUCACCUACACCAGUAUACGAUAAUACCGGUAAGAGAACAAAUACAAGAGAACAAAGAGCAAAAGAUAAGAUAUCAAAGGAAAGACAUAACUUGAUUACUCAAGCACAACAGAUUAAUCCUCAAUUCAGACCACCAGCAGAUUAUCAACCACCAAAUGAAAAGAAGACAAUGAAGAUUUAUAUUCCUGUGAAGGAUCAUCCAGAGUAUAAUUUCAUUGGAUUGAUUAUUGGACCAAGAGGAAAUACACAGAAGAAGAUGGAAAAGGAGAGCGGUGCCAAGAUUGCAAUUCGUGGAAAGGGUUCGAUGAAAGAUGGAAAGUCGACGAAGCCACAGUACAACGAGAAUGAUGAGCUGCAUGUCCUGUUGACAGGUGACACUCAGGAGCAGUUGGAGAAGGCUGCAGUGCUCGUACGACAGUACUUGGUGCCCGUAGAGGAAGGAAAGAACGAACACAAACGUCAGCAACUCAGAGAGCUGGCAGAGAUGAAUGGAACACUGAGAGAACGUCCCACUUUCUUUGGCGCUGGCGGAAAGAGCUGGCAGCCAGUCGACAUCAAGUGUAUUCACUGUGGUGAAGUUUCGCAUCCUUCAAGCGAUUGUCCGCUCAAGGGUCAGGAUCACAACAUGCAUAUCAUAGAAGCAGAGUAUCUAAAGUUCAUCGAGGAAGUCAAAGAUCUUAUUGAUCUCAAUGAUAGAGUUGUAGAUCCAUAUGAUGAGUUGAAAGCAUCUAUCAAUAACAAUAACAAUGGAAAUGGAAAUGUACAGAAUGAAAAUAAUAAUAAUCAAUAUCAACAUCAACAACAACAACAACAACAACAUUCAUCACCACCAAAUCACCAACAACAAUGGAAUCAAUAUAGUAAUAAUAAUAAUAAUAAUAAUAACAAUAAUCAAUAUCAACAGCAACAACAUCAUUCAUCACCACCCUAUGAACAACAACAGCAACAACAACAACAUUGGAAUCAACAACAGCAACAACAACAAGGUGGAUAUCAACAGCAACAACAUCAUCAUCACCAACAACAAUGGAAUCAACCAAAGCAACAUUUUAACCAAAAUAACAAUUCAUCACCCUAUGGUCCACAAUCAUCCUAUUAUUAA
This is a messenger RNA of Heterostelium album PN500, 1428 nucleotides long. RefSeq lists its product as uncharacterized. Lineage: Eukaryota; Evosea; Eumycetozoa; Acytosteliales; Acytosteliaceae. The coding region runs from base 1 to 1428 and encodes 475 amino acids. Gene Ontology annotation, cellular component: nucleus. The transcript has 3 exons. Gene Ontology annotation, biological process: regulation of mRNA splicing, via spliceosome. The record is from RefSeq and is a predicted model, not a curated record. Gene Ontology annotation, molecular function: zinc ion binding; mRNA binding.